Ceratotherium simum simum (southern white rhinoceros) is the source of this 3138-nucleotide messenger RNA. The record is from RefSeq and is a predicted model, not a curated record. NCBI's taxonomy places the organism in Eukaryota, Metazoa, Chordata, Mammalia, Perissodactyla, Rhinocerotidae.
UGCCGAGCCUCCCAGGCCGCAGCCCGGGCGCGGGAGUGCGCGGGGUCCGGAGGGGCCGGGCGGCCGCGCAGACCCCAUGGCCGCGGACGUGGAGCAGCGGCUGGGCAGCCUCACCGUCUUCACCCGCGACGACUUUGAUGGCGACUGGCGCCAAGUGGCCAGCGGCGGCUUCGGCCAGGUGUUCCAGGUGCGGCACAAGCGCUGGCGGACCCAGUAUGCCAUCAAGUGCUCCCCCUGCCUCCUGCCAGAUGCCACCAGCUCCGAUGUGAAUUGCCUCAUUGAAGAAGCAGCCAAAAUGGAAAAGAUCAAGUUUCAGCACAUCGUGUCCAUCUAUGGGGUGUGCAAGCAGCCCCUGGGCAUCGUGAUGGAGUUCAUGGCCAGUGGCUCCCUGGAGAAGAUGCUGCCCACACACAGCCUCAGCUGGCAGCUCAAGUUCCGCAUCAUCCACGAGACCAGCCUGGCCAUGAAUUUCCUCCACAGCAUUAAGCCGCCUCUGCUCCACCUGGACCUCAAGCCAGGUAACAUUCUCCUGGACAGCAACAUGCAUGUCAAGAUUUCGGACUUUGGCCUGUCCAAGUGGAUGGAACAGUCGACCCGGAUGCAGUACAUCGAGAGGUCGGCUCUGCGGGGCACCCUAAGCUACAUCCCCCCUGAGAUGUUCCUGGAGAGUAACAAGGUGCCAGGCCCCAAGUAUGAUGUGUACAGCUUCGGGAUUGUCAUCUGGGAGCUCCUCACUCAGAAGAAACUGUAUUCAGGCUUCGGCAUGAUGACCAUCAUCAUCCGAGUGGCCACAGGCAUGCGGCCCUCCCUGCAGCCUGUCUCUGAUGAGUGGCCAGGCGAGGCCCAGCAGAUGGUGGACCUGAUGAAGCGCUGUUGGGACCAGGACCCCAAGAAGAGGCCGUGCUUUCCAGACAUCACAGUGGAGACAGACAUGCUGCUGUCCCUGCUCCAGAGCGCUGUGGCAGACCCAGAGAGCGAGGCUCUGGCCAGGAAGGUGUCCUGCAAGCCGUCUCUGCGCCGGCCCUGGGAGGUCAGUGAGGAGGUCAGCCAGGAGCUAACAGACAGCGGAAGCUCAGGAGACUACUUGAAGCGGGUCCUGCAUCUCUCGGACAGUGGGAGCCUGGUCCCAAGCGAUGAGGAGCUGCGCAUCUACGAGAACAAGGUCACUCCCCUCCACUUCCUGGUGGCGCAGGGCAGCGUGGAGCAGGUGAAGCUGCUGCUGGCCCAUGAGGUCGACGUGGACUGCCAGACAGCCUGCGGCUACACGCCCCUCCUCAUCGCUGCCCAGGACCAGCAGCCCGACCUCUGCACCCUGCUCCUGGAGCAUGGCGCCAGCGCCAACUCGGCGGAUGAGGAUGGCUGGGCCCCGCUACACUUUGCAGCCCAGAAUGGGGACGACCGCACUGCCCGCCUGCUCCUGGACCACGGGGCCCACGUGGAUGCCCAGGAGCAUGAGGGGUGGACUCCACUCCACCUGGCUGCACAGAACAACUUUGAGAAUGUCGCACGGCUUCUGGUCUCCCGUCAAGCUGACCCCAACCUGAGUGAGGCUGAGGGCAAGACCCCCCUCCAUGUGGCUGCCUACUUUGGCCACAUCAGCCUGGUCAAGCUGCUGACAGGCCAGGGGGCUGUGUUGGAUGCUCGGCAGAGAAACCUGAGGACACCACUGCACCUGGCGGUGGAGCGAGGCAAAGUGAGGGCCAUCCAACACCUUUUGAAGAGUGGGGCAGCCCCCGAUGCCCUUGACCAGAGCGGCUACAGCCCACUGCACAUCGCGGCUGCCAGGGGCAAGUACCUUAUCUGCAAGAUGCUGCUCAGGUAUGGGGCCAGCCUCGAGCUGCCAACCCAGCAGGGCUGGACGCCCCUGCAUCUAGCAGCCUACAAGGGCCACCUGGAGAUCAUCCACCUGCUGGCUGAGAGCCACGCAGACUUAGGGGCUCCCGGAGGCAUGAACUGGACCCCCCUACAUCUGGCUGCCCGCCAUGGGGAGGAGGUGGUGGUGUCAGCGCUGCUGCAAUGUGGGGCUGACCCCAAUGCUGCCGAGCAGUCAGGCUGGACACCCCUCCACCUGGCGGUCCAGAGGGGCGCCUUCCUGAGCGUCAGCAACCUUCUGGAGCACCAUGCAGAUGUCCAUGCUUGCAACAAGGUGGGCUGGACACCUGCCCACUUGGCUGCCCUCAAGGGCAACACGGCCAUCCUCAGAGUGCUGGUCAAAGCUGGUGCCCAGCUGGACAUCCAGGAUGGGAUGGGCUGCACACCCCUGCAGCUGGCCCUCCGGAGCCAAAAGCAGGGCAUCAUCUCCUUCCUUGAGGACAGGGAACCCUCAUCAGCCGUUCUGGGCCGUGCUGAGCCUGGAGCCCAGAUGGAAGUUUAGAUAACCUGGGGUCUCCUUACCUUUAAGGAAGAGAGGUUGGUGGAAGUUCAGCUAGACUUCUGGGGGGGACCCCUUCCCCACCUGUGCUUGUCACCUGCCCCUUCAACCUUGAGAGGAAACUUGGAACCUGGUCUCCUGUGUGAUGGAGGGUUGGGAAGGGCACCACUGAGAUUGUAGCUGGGGACCGGGCCCUGGCAUGGAGGGCUUCUUUCAGCACCUCCUCCAAGUGUGUCUCCAGCAGACCCCUGCCCUCCUUCUCCUGUCCCUGGACUCAGGCCCCCACAGUGAAUUCCCUCUUCAUUCCCAAGACUCCUGCCACCAUUUGCCACUUGCCCCUGAGUUCACAAGGGCCCUUGCGUCCUAGAAAACCCCCUCUGAAGAUGAGAGAAGGCAAGGAGGAGAAGGAAGUGCUCCCUCCCAGCUCAUAUUUGUGGGACUUGGCCCCUGACCUCGAGCUGGGCCAGGAGAGCCAGGCACACGUGCUUUGCUCCAGGGGCAGGAGCUCAAAGUUUGGAGGAAAUUGCUGCUCACUGUUUAAAGUCCAGCCAGCCCCCUGUUGCCACACUGACCACACCUUCCUCAUGGCUCUGGUCCCAGUGCCUGGGUCUCCCACACAGUCUCUUGGGGAUGAAGGAAGGGUGUGUUCCAGCUGCCCAUGAGUGAUCCAUUGUGGGCUGCUCGGUCCCUGGUCCCCCUGCCCCACCAUUCACUGUGUCCAGUCACAUGGCCAGGCUUCAAACCCCGAAGUUAAUAAAGCUGUGGAC